AUGCCGUCCAAGCCUGCCCCGAUGAAGAAGGCGGCUAAGAAAGAGCCAGCCAAGAAGGAGGCUGCUCCUGAGCCCGCUCCGGUCGAGCCCGUCCCGGUGGAGGCCGCUCCAGCCCCCGCUGAGGUUGAGGCUGCACCUGCUGCUCCACCGGCCGAGGAGCCCAAAGCCCCCACACCUCCACCCGCAGAUGGUAAUGCCAUGAAGGAAACAGCAGCAGCUGUUGAGGCCCCUGCUGAUGCUGAAGCUGCUGAAGCGCCUGCACCAAAGGAGCCUAAACCACCCACACCUCCACCCCCAGGUAAACCCACAAGUGUCCCACUGGAUCUGUUCGUCGAGGAUAAGAAUGACACUUCGGUUACUAUCAUUUGGAGCCAGCCGGAAGUCGUCGGAGACUCCGGUCUGGACGGCUACACCAUUGAAGUCUGCAAGGAUGGAACCGAGGACUGGAAAGCAGUUAACGAGGAUCUGCAGAAGUCCUGCCGCUACGUUAUCAAGAACCAGACCACCGGCGACCGUCUGAAGAUCCGCGUGGUGGCCCUGAACGCCGGCGGCCGCAGCCUGCCCGUGGCCCUCCCCGAGGCCGUCCUGGUGAAGGAGGUCGCUGAUCGUCCCAAGGUCCGCCUGCCACGUUUCCUCCGCCAGAGAUACGUCGCUCACGUUGGGGAUAAGAUCAACCUGACCAUCCCCUUCUCAGGCAAACCCAAACCUGUGGUCACCUGGCUAAAGAACGGACAGCCACUGGACACAAAGAGGGUGAACAUCCGCAGCAGCGAAAGAGACAGCAUCCUGUUCAUCCGCACGGCCGAGAGAGACGACUCUGGAGUGUAUGAGAUGUGUGUGAAGGUGGAGGACUUCGACGACAAGGCUUCGCUCAUCCUGCAAAUUGUUGAGCUGUCAGGGCCUCCCGCCAGUGUGAAGAUUGUGGAUACCUGGGGCUUCAAUGUUGCUCUGGAAUGGACUCCACCCAAGGACAACGGCAACACAGAGAUCACAGGUUACGCAGUCCAGAAGGCCGACAAAAAGACUGGAGACUGGUUCACUGUGCUGGACCAUUACCACAGACUGAACGCCACCAUCUCUGACCUCAUCAUGGGCAACACCUACAAGUUCAGAGUGUUCUCUGAAAACAAGUGUGGAAUGAGCGAGUCGGCUACUGUUGCAAAGGAGGAGGCCAACAUCUUGAAGACAGGUAUCGACUACAAGCCUCCAGAGUACAAGGAACGCGACUACACCGAGGCGCCCAAGUUCACCACCAAUCUUAAUGACAGAGCCACCACCGUCGGCUACAGCACCAAGCUGCUGUGCUCCGUCAGGGGAUGCCCAAAACCCAAGGUCAUAUGGAUGAAGAACCAGAUGAUCAUCGGAGACGACCCCAAGUACAGGCAGAUCUGCGUCCAGGGUAUCUGCUCUCUGGAGAUCCGUAAGCCUGGUAACUUUGACGGAGGUGUGUACUCCUGCAAAGCCAAGAACAGUCACGGAGAGGCAACUGUCAGCUGCAAGUUGGAGGUCAAACAGCCUGCGGUGCCUGCAGAUGCAGAGAAGAAAUAAGUCAACAUUCACAUCCUCACAGGAGCAGAAGGAAUGAGGCCUUUAAAGCAGAAGGAAGGUGCUGGAUUCCUGGAAGAACAUGUAUAUAUGGCUGGUGACCACACUACCAAAGGGUUGUUGCCUGUGACCUCUUGCCGAGUGUUACCCUGUGUUAUGAUGAACAAUUGUAGUCGCUUUGUGCCUUUAUCGUUCACUAAAUUAUUAAGUCCAUAUCCAUGUCCACAAUCAGCCCUUUCCCCAACGAUACUGUCUACGCUAACUCAAUUAU
This is a messenger RNA of Anoplopoma fimbria (sablefish), 1816 nucleotides long. It is a transcript of the gene mybphb, whose product is annotated as myosin binding protein Hb. Gene Ontology annotation, molecular function: protein binding. The record is from RefSeq and is a predicted model, not a curated record. NCBI's taxonomy places the organism in Eukaryota, Metazoa, Chordata, Actinopteri, Perciformes, Anoplopomatidae. Bases 1 to 1548 code for a protein of 515 amino acids. The transcript is spliced from 14 exons.